Molecule: messenger RNA, 1288 nt
Organism: Thlaspi arvense
Lineage: Eukaryota; Viridiplantae; Streptophyta; Magnoliopsida; Brassicales; Brassicaceae
Source: the annotation of a GenBank genome assembly
AUGCACGAGGGGCAAGGAAGAGCUCAUUCAUCACACGAAAUGAGGACAAUCACAUCUUUGUAUUUGCUUUUCUGUCUCCUUGUUCCCUCUGCUUUGGCGCAACUCCAAUUUGGGUUCUACGGCCCGUCAUGCCACCGCACCGGAUCUAUCAUUUCUAGUGUCGUUUCCAGCCAUUUCAGUCGUGACCGUAGCAUUACUGCAGCGUUGCUUCGCAUGCAGUUUCAUGAUUGCUUUGUCACGGGUUGUGAUGCUUCCCUCUUGAUCGACCCAAAACCUGGAAGGCCAUCGGAGAAAAGCACCGGACCAAACGCAAGCGUGAGAGGCUACGAGAUCAUUGACGAGGCUAAGAGACAGCUCGAGGCUGUGUGUCCCGGGGUUGUCUCAUGCGCAGACAUUGUAGCUCUAGCCACCAGAGACGCGAUCGCACUAGCUGGUGGUCCAAGCUUCUUGAUACCAACAGGAAGACGCGAUGGACUUAGGUCAAACCCCAAUGAUGUGAACUUGCCCGGACCAACAAUCCCCGUGUCGGCAUCGAUCCAAGCAUUUGCAGCUCAAGGCAUGAAUGUGGAUGAUAUGGUUACACUUAUUGGUGGUGGCCACAGUGUCGGUGUUGCGCAUUGCAGUCUCUUCUCGGAUAGGCUAGCCGACCCGGCAAUGGACCGCACAUUGAACGCUCAGUUGAGGAACACAUGCCGUGCUCCAAAUGACCCAACGGCGUUCUUGGACCAAAGGACUCCAUUUGUCGUGGAUAACGCAGUCUACGGAGAGAUCCAAAGACAGAGAGGAAUCCUACGAAUUGAUCAGAACAUGGGUCUCGAUGGUUCAACCCGUGGAAUUGUGUCGAGUUUUGCACAAAACAAUGACCUCUUUAGGCGGAGAUUUGCUGAAGCAAUGGUGAAAAUGGGUUCCCUUAGGGUUCUUACAGGACGUUCUGGUGAGAUCAGAAGAAACUGCAGAGUCUUCAACAACGGACGUUGAUUCUACAUUUUCUUUUUACCGUUAUUUUUUUCCCUCCAUUUCAUUUCAAAUAAUCAACCGGAAAGUGUGUUUAUUUCGGUGUCAUGUUUUAUUUGAUUUCUUUUUUGCUAACAAAUGUUGUGUUUUAUUUUUUAUUUGAUUUGCCUGCUGCAUGGGCUAUGUAAUAUUUUUGACAUCGAACUUCUUUGUUUUCUGCUUUGUGACGUUGUAAUUUCUUGUGCUAUUUUGUGCUUACUCUUUGUGUUAAAUCUGUCAACCACGUAGCAGAAGAAAGAAGACGUGAAUUUCACGUUUUGAAUAACAAUGGUUA